AUGGCUGCGCCGGGGAUGACGAAAACUACAUGGAAGCUGCAGGAGUUUGUUGCUCACGCCAGCAAUGUGUCAGCUGUGGCAUUGGGGAAGAGUUCAGGCCGUCUCUUGGCCACGGGGGGAGAGGACUGCCGAGUCAACCUGUGGUCCGUGAAUAAACCCAACUGCAUCAUGAGUCUGACCGGUCACACAUCCCCAGUGGAGAGCGUGAGGUUCAACCCAUCGGAGAAGCUGAUUGUUGCCGGAUCGCAGUCUGGAUCUUUGCGGAUUUGGAAUAUGGAAGAAGCCAAGAUACAGAGAACGUUAAUGGGUCACAAGGCCAGCAUUUGCAGUCUGGAUUUCCAUCCCUAUGGGGAAUUUGUGGCAUCCGGGUCCCUUGACACAAAUAUUAAGCUCUGGGAUGUGCGGAGGAAAGGUUGUGUGUUUCGAUAUAAGGGUCACACACAAGCUGUGCGCUGUCUGCGGUUCAGCCCGGAUGGCAAGUGGCUGGCAUCCUCUUCAGAGGACAGCAGUGUGAAGCUCUGGGAUUUGAGUGCCGGGAAGAUUAUGUCAGAGUUUACGGAACACCGGGGGCCGGUCCAGAUUGUGGAGUUUCACCCCAAUGAGUAUUUGCUGGCCUCAGCGAGUGCAGACAGGACUGUGAGGUUCUGGGAUCUGGAGAAGUUCCAGCUGGUUGGCUGUGUGGAAGGAGAAGCGACUCCUUUCAGAACGAUUCUGUUCAGUGGUGAUGGCGGAUGUCUCUUCUGUGGAGGCCGCGAUGCUCUUCGAGUCUAUGGCUGGGAACCUGAGCGCUGCUUUGAUACCGUCCCUGUGUCAUGGGGCAAAGUCUCUGACCUGUCCCUCUGCAACAACCAGCUGAUUGGUGUCUCUAUUGCCCAGACAAAUGUCUCCUCCUUUGUGGUAGACCUGAACCGUGUGAAACUAAUUGGAUCAGAGCCACAGGGGUCUCUUCCAACUGAGAUCCCCAUCAGUCAGCCGACACCCUCCGCAUCCUCAUUGAGGAGAAUCUAUGAGAGACCGUCUACCACCUGCAGCAAACCAAAGAGAGCGAGUCCGAGCAGUGAUGAGGAUGAGAAGGAGUCCAGUGCUGAGAUCCAGAAUCCAGAGGAGUUCAAUGAAAUCUUCCAACCGAAGAAUGCAAUCUCACGGACUCCUCCACGUGACAGCGAGCCUUUCCCGGCCCCCCCAGAAGAUGAAUGUGUCCCUGUGAAGGAGUCUGUCCCGCCAGCAGCAGAAGUUGUCACACCGGUCACCGCCAUAAAGAAAAAUCGUGAACAGCUGAACAGACCUCCUGUGGCAUCUUCUACACCCACAGUGUACCCAGAUCCCCCUGCUGCCCCUUCCACCCCCAGCCACCCCCCAGUCAUCUCUGCUGCCAGAAAGGAGCCUAUCGGGUUGAAGGUGGCUGACUUCCUUCCAGUGGUAAAGGGCUCAUCUCCAACAGAAGUUGGGGAUGAGGAAGCCAUGGGUCAAAUUCGGAAGGGGCAUGACACAAUGUGUAUGGUGCUGACCAGCCGCAUGCGCAACCUGGACACAGUGAGAGCGGUAUGGAGCACUGGGGACAUCAAGACCUCCAUGGACUCCGCUGUGGCAGUAAAUGACUUAUCGGUGGUUGUGGACAUGUUAAAUAUCAUCAACCAGAAAGCGUCGCUGUGGAAGCUGGAUCUGUGUUUGACCAUCCUCCCGCAGAUAGACAAACUCCUACAGAGCAAAUACGAAAGCUAUGUGCAGACCGGCUGCAUUUCCCUGAAGUUGGUGCUGCAGAGGUUCCUCCCACUGAUCACAGACAUGCUGUCAGCUCCACCCUCAGUGGGUGUGGACAUUUCUCGGGAGGAGAGACUGACAAAGUGUAAGAUGUGCUACAAGCAGCUCCGGUGCCUCUCGUUAUUGGUGAAGAGCCGAGCAUCCCAGAGCGGCCGGUAUGGAAGUGCAUUUCGAGAGCUACACCUCCUAAUGUCUGCAUUGGAAUAA
Molecule: messenger RNA, 1968 nt
Organism: Staurois parvus
Lineage: Eukaryota; Metazoa; Chordata; Amphibia; Anura; Ranidae
Source: the annotation of a GenBank genome assembly